UUAUAUAUAAUUGAAAGAAUAAUUAUUAUUAAAACGGAUGAAUUCAUAUUUUUGAUAAGAAAUUAAUAUGCUCAAUUAAUAUGAGACUAUCGAAUAAUAAGGAGUAGCUUUGAGCAUGCCUGAAUAUCCCACAUCAUCUGAGAUCUAAGACGUUGUUUUAAAAGAAAAGUAGUCUCAUUUAUCAGACAUGUAAAGUAAUUCAGUAUUAUAAAUAGAUUAUUCCUUCUAAUUAUCAUAUUUUAUUUGAUUGUAGUGAUUGCUUUUUUUGUAGCAUUUGGGAUAUCACAAGAGUUUAGAAGAUUUCUGUUUGACUUUUUUAAUGACAAUUAUAAAAAUGGUAAAUUUUGAUAUUGAUUAUAAAUAAAGAUGUUUAUGGGUUACUGUAUAUUGGAGCUUUUGAAUUUUGUUUGAUAAUAACUGGAUUUGAUAUAUUUUUGAUGGACAUUUUUUUUGGAUUUUUUAUACGACCAUAUUUAACAGCAUUUAGUUUGUUGUUUGCAACUAAAAUGGCUGGAAAGUAAAAUUAAUAAGAAUUUUUAGAUUUUUAUGUUUUGCAUUGGUAAAAUAUUGUUUCAGAGAAGAAAUAUAUUAAGCUUUUAAAGGAAAUAUAUUUUUCAAAACAUUUUAUAUAGCAGCUCAAUUAAACCCAAUAAAAAUAUUAGCAAUUUUGUAGUUGAUCACACUUCCAACAGCAUUUAAGACAUAUGUUGUUGGAGUAUUUGCAAUUAGUACAUUAUAAUACUUAAUGGUUACAUCAAUUAGUAAUUUUUUAUGGACUGGAUUUUGGGUUCAUGUUGGUGUUCAAGCAAAGAAUGUAAAAACAUUUAUAGAGACUGGAAAAUCAUCAGAUAUUAUGCCUUUAUAAGUGUAAAUUAUAAUAUUUUUUGGUGGAAUAGGUGCUCUUGGAUAUUUAUUGAAACUUACUAAUUAAGUUUACUAAAAUAUUGUAUAAGAAGUUCAAAGUUUAGAGAAGGAUAAAAAAUGA
Molecule: messenger RNA, 985 nt
Organism: Paramecium sonneborni
Lineage: Eukaryota; Ciliophora; Oligohymenophorea; Peniculida; Parameciidae
Source: the annotation of a GenBank genome assembly